Caenorhabditis elegans is the source of this 494-nucleotide messenger RNA. RefSeq names its product Invertebrate-type lysozyme 3 (gene ilys-3). Gene Ontology annotation, cellular component: recycling endosome lumen; lysosomal lumen; extracellular region. Gene Ontology annotation, biological process: defense response to Gram-positive bacterium. The transcript has 4 exons. NCBI's taxonomy places the organism in Eukaryota, Metazoa, Nematoda, Chromadorea, Rhabditida, Rhabditidae. The record is from RefSeq and is marked reviewed. The coding region runs from base 30 to 449 and encodes 139 amino acids. Gene Ontology annotation, molecular function: lysozyme activity.
GAACUCAUCUUGUCAAUUCAUCUGCAGUUAUGUUUGUCAAGUCGUUGGUUUUUCUGACUAUUGCGGUCGCCUACGCCUCCGCCGAUUGCCUCCAUUGCAUCUGUAUGAGAGAAUCCGGAUGUAAGCCGAUCGGUUGUAACAUGGACGUCGGAUCCCUUUCUUGUGGAUAUUAUCAGAUCAAACUCCCCUACUACGAGGACUGCGGUCAGCCUACCAAGAAAUCCGGAGAAACAACUGAAGCCGCGUGGAAGAGGUGCGCGAAUGAUCUUAGCUGUGCUACUACUUGUGUUGAGAACUACUACAACCGCUACAAGAGUCAAUGUGCUGGAACUGGACAGGGAGCAUGCGAAGUGAUGGCUCGUAACCACAACGGAGGGCCACAAGGAUGCAAGCACUCCGGAACUCUGGGAUACUGGAAUGGAAUCAAGAGCUGUUGCGGAUGCUCUUAAAAAAAUUUGAACUGAAUUUUGAAUCUAAUGAAUGUUUUAUGAUUA